GGGACCAGGGCUGUAUACUAGAGCUGGAAACUCAUCACAGAAGAGCUCCUGCAUUCCAUAAAUGCUAGCCUAGCAUCUUUAUGGUCUUUUCCUUUAAAAAACUCCUGGGUGUGCAGAAUCAGAAAUGUGGAUGUGUGGAUGAUUGCAGCAAUCCACCAGUGACCUUUGGGAUUAUUUCCAACAGAGAAGCCUAGCUACCAGGGGACUGGGAGUGCCUGACUAAUGACUGUGGUGGUUGGUGAUUGCAGUGUCGGCAGAGAGUGACGGCUAAAGGGAAGGUAACUCAUUAACACCACAGAGCGACUGUCGUGACGCCACCUCGGCCUGCCUGGAUGACUGCAUGUCAUGUGAGUCUGCAGCAGAAAGACAGACCCAGAGACAGACCCAGAGACCGACAGACCGGCUAGGAGGCUAGCCCGGCUGGAGCUGUGUGUGUCCAACCGCAACACACAGUGUCACAUACGGACACAUACACACGCACUGUCAUAUACACGACACACUGUCACGUAAUACACUGUCACACACACACGACACAGGAGUACCGUGCGUCUACCAGACCAGGAGACAGGAGAGGACAAUCGGAGCACUGAGUGAACUGUGCCCCAGCUGCAUGCGUCCUAGCACAUGCAGGAAAUCAGCGGCUGCAGCGACCGGAGUCAUUGUGGUCCCAACCCAACCACCUAACCCAGCCUGGAGCCACCUAACCCAGCCUGGAGCCACCUAACCCAGCCUGGAGCCACCUAACCCAGCCUGGAGCCACCUAACCCAGCCUGGAGCCACCUAACCCAGCCAGGCAACAGCCAUGGACGCUCUGGAGCAGGAAUACAAGUCACCGUUUGACUUUGAGCAGGGAGUGAAUAGCAGCUACCUCUAUCUGUCCCCCAGCGUCAUUGUAACACCACCGGGCUCACCGCACGUGACUGUCACAGCCAGAGGUGCUGUGAGACCAGACUCUAUCACAGAGGUAGGGGAGGAUGCAGUGAUGUCGGUGACCGUGUCCCCUUCCGUCCCCACCCUGACAGAGGAGGAACAGGAGGAGCUACGAGAUGAACUGCUCAAGUUGGAGGAUGAGGUCGUGACUCUGUCUCAGGUGCUGGCAGCUAAGGAGAAGCAGGUGGCAGACAUCAAGAGGAAGCUGGGCAUCACUCCUCUCAACGAGCUCAAACAGAACAUCAGCAAGAGCUGGCAGGAGGUCACCACCUCUACUGCCUACAAGAAGACGUCAGAGGGCCUGUCCGUAGCUGGUCAGAAGGCCACGGCAGCCUUCACCAGCAUGGGCUCGGCCAUCAGCAGGAAGUUUGAGGACGUCAGGAACACACCCACCUUUAAGUCGUUUGAGGAGAAAGUCGAGACUUUAAAGGUCAAGAUGAGCCCGACGGCAUCUCAGGGUGACUUUGGCGAUGUGUUGACCUCUACAGCGACGUCUGACCCUUCUGUUCCCGUAGAGAAACGUCCAGAGGCCACACCCAUCGCCACCCAGGAAGAACAGCCCCACUGAGACCAGCCUGACCUUUCACCUCUGACCCCUAGCCAGGGUCACAUUAACUAGAACCAUACCCUCUUUCUCCUUCUGUCUCCCCUCUUUCUGUUCUCUCACCUCCUCCCUUCUUCAGCUCCCUCUUUACAACCCUAUAGCACAAAACAGAACCAACAACCAAAAAAGAAAAAUAAGUUUCCCCAGGAACUUUUAAAUUAAAAAAUAUAUAUAUUAUGAAAAUAUUGUGACACCGUAACACUUGUAGGUUUGUACGACUGUAUGUUUCUAUUCUAAUGUCCAUGGUUGAGGAACCUGCACAAGUAGAAUAAUAUACAUUACACUUAAUGAGAAACUGUAUGUCACAGCAAGUGAAGUUGUGAUGGCACAAAACCAAUUGGUUCACACAGGCCCAUAUCUUUCCAUAACUUUGUGGACUAACAGGCAUUUGUUUUUUCUUUUCUUUUGAUGUACUCCAAUCACUGUAAUACUCUAGGAUGUCAUUUCUAUUCCAACACUGAAGAGGCUUUCUCUGUCAUUUAUUACUCUCACCAAUAGCACCAGUAAUGUGGUGUAGAGCACAUCUGAGUAGAGUUAAUACCAGAUCUGUGUAGCUCACACACUCCUCUCACAGCUUAACCAAAUGGGGGUGGUCUAAAUCUGACCUCUGAGCAGUUCAUAGUGCUUAACUCUGAUAUCAGAGAGGGUGGGCCAAUGCAUCCAGAUCAGUGUGUAAUGAUAGUCGCAGAUGCAUGAUUGGUUAUAAUGGUGUCGGCUGGCCUUGACCCUCAGGUCAGUGCAAUUUACAUCACUCAAAGCCUCACAGCAUGGUGGGCCAAAGUCCGUAUUAGGGCACUUGUCUCACUGGCUUCUCUCUGCUUGGUAUGCUGAAACAGCAGGAUAGUCACUGGAUCCUGUGUACUUCUCUCUGCUUGGUAUGCUGAAACAGCAGGAUAGUCACUGGAUCCUGUGUACUUCUCUCUGCUUGGUAUGCUGAAACAGCAGGAUAGUCACUGGAUCCUGUGUACUUCUCUCUGCUUGGUAUGCUGAAACAGCAGGAUAGUCACUGGAUCCUGUGUACUUCUCUCUGCUUGGUAUGCUGAAACAGCAGGAUAGUCACUGGAUCCUGUGUACUUCUCUACUGUUGAAUGAUAUAUGGAUGGUAGUUGUUUUUGUUACAAAGUGAUUUUCAUUGUUUACCUUUUCAUAAAGAUGUACAAUUUUCCUUAAAUUGGAAAUAUACUAUUCUUGACCUAGACUAAUAACUAGAUUUCCUCCCGUGUUGGUAUUUUAAUUUCUCUACAGUGUAUGUGGUAUGGUAAUCCAUUUUUAACAGUUGACUUUCUAUGAGGGAAUGUUUUUCUCUUCUGAACAUCUUGAGGUAUGAAAGAGUGCGAUGCAGAAUCCUGCUAAAUGUUUACUCUUGACCACACUAGGAUGAUACAUACAGUGCCUAAAGAAAGUCUACACAUCCUUGAACGUUUUUCAACAGAAGUCUUUCUAAGAGGUUAAGUGUUCCUGAGUGGUCUAGUCUGUCCAGAGUUAAAUCUGCUUCAAAAAAUCAGAGGCAAGGUUUAAAUAUCGCUGUCCACCAGUGAUCCCCAACCAUAUUUACUGAGCCUGAGCAAUGUUGACAAAAACGAUGGAUAUAUGUUGCCCUAAAAGUUGUGCCAACUUGGUAGAACCUUAAUGGAAAUGAGUCACAGAUGUAAUUGCUGCCAAAGGUGCAUCCACCAAGUAUUAACUCAGGAUAGAGAGACUUAUCCAAUUAUGAUAUCUGUUAUUUGUCUUUUUUUUUGUAAAAUGUUCUAUAACUUUCUUUCACGUUGAAAAUGUGGAGUAGGUUGUGUAGAUCUGUAGGAAAAACAUUUCAUGGGGAGUGUUGACCUUCUAUAGGCACUGUAUGUACAUUUUAGGACACUAGUGAAUAUUUGGUUUAAAUGCCCAAUGCAAGUCCUCCCCUACUGGAAGACGACUGGCCAUAUCAUGGCAUGGAUUCAUUGUGGAAAUAAACUUCUGUAAGAAAAGUCCUGGUUCCACCAUUUAAGAACACAUUAUGGCUAAUAAAAUGUCUUCCAGAGAGAAGUUACUGUAGAUCCUUUGUCCCCAUUUAGCCCAACUGCUAGGGCAGUAGGCUGUUGACUUUUCUGUUUAGUCAUGACCUAUUUCACAGAAAGGUGGUUUCCCACCUCUUCAUUGUGGGCAGAAAUAGUUUGUCAGGA
This is a messenger RNA of Salvelinus namaycush (lake trout), 3696 nucleotides long. RefSeq names its product tumor protein D52-like. Lineage: Eukaryota; Metazoa; Chordata; Actinopteri; Salmoniformes; Salmonidae. The transcript has 6 exons. The record is from RefSeq and is a predicted model, not a curated record. Gene Ontology annotation, cellular component: cytoplasm. Gene Ontology annotation, biological process: B cell differentiation. The coding region runs from base 803 to 1498 and encodes 231 amino acids.